Paecilomyces variotii is the source of this 1983-nucleotide messenger RNA. Its product is annotated as putative C6 transcription factor. The record is from RefSeq and is a predicted model, not a curated record. NCBI's taxonomy places the organism in Eukaryota, Fungi, Ascomycota, Eurotiomycetes, Eurotiales, Thermoascaceae. Gene Ontology annotation, biological process: DNA-templated transcription; regulation of DNA-templated transcription. Gene Ontology annotation, molecular function: DNA binding; DNA-binding transcription factor activity, RNA polymerase II-specific; zinc ion binding. The transcript has a single exon. The coding region runs from base 40 to 1893 and encodes 617 amino acids.
CCGAGCUUAAUCCCGCAGUUAUCUGCCCUCUCAACAUUCAUGGUGACCAUGACAACGAAAUCUAAAGCUAAUGGGCUUGCUGCACUGGCGUGCACAGAGUGUCGAAAACAGCAUCUCAAAUGCGAUGCUCGCAAUCCGACCUGCUCACGUUGUCUGCAGAACGGCUAUAUCUGCCAAUAUCUUCCCUCGCGACGAGGCGGCCGCAGGAAAGCCCGACAGACUACUUCCAGCCUUCCCAAUCAAUUGAACGCCAACACCGAUCAUGAUCUCAGCUCAAGGUCAAUGAAACAACGAGAAAGAGGACUCCAGAAGGAUCUUGGUUUACCUGUUCCUCUGCCUGAGCAGCCUGAUAGCACACCACUGCGUCACGCGCCACCUCCCACCAGUUUUUCUGCUGGCCAGGUCUCAUGGCCCGGGGUCCCUUCUAGGGACGACAUAAACGAAGAGCAACCAGACCAGAUUCGGGAAUUGAACCCACACGAUGAGCGCUUCGUUCGUCUCUAUUAUGAGAACUUUCAUGUCGCUCAUCCCAUCUUGGUCCCCAGCACCACGUAUCAUGACCGACAGUACCCCGAAUUCCUCCAAUUAGUGGUGAACUUUAUUGGAUCUCACUAUGUCCCGUCCAGCCCUAUCCUGCAGUACAGAGAGAAAGUGCUCACAGAACUGACCUGCAACCCAGACCGAUCGCCAUGCAUGGUUCAGGCUUGGUUGAUCUACUCAAUCGCUACCUACGCCCGUGGGGAGUGGCCGGGCGCGCAAGAUGCCCUCUCACAUAGCGUUGAGAUCGCUUUGGAGCUUGGCCUGAAUCACAAGGAGUUCGCCAUGUCGACGCAGCCGGAGAACAGUAUCGAAGCAGAAAGUCUGCGAAGGACAUGGUGGGAGUUGUAUAUUACUGAUAUCUUCAUGACAGCUUCGUCCAAAGGGAAUAGCUUUUUCUGCGGAACAAUGGCUUCGGAAAUUGCAUUGCCCUGCGAAGAGUCCGCAUACACCGGGGUUUGUGACAUCCCAGCACCCCAGACAAUGCUUGACUUUAAACGCAGAAUCUUCGCACCUGAAGAGACCGUCUUCUCCUCCUUCAGCUACCGUAUUGAGGCUGCCACAAUAUUGAGCCGAGUCCUUGUCUUGAAUCGGCUGCAAGACUACCAUCGGGAUCAUCUGCAAGCUGUCGAAAAUGCGCUUGUGAGUUGGGUCAACCACCUGCCCGCUAGAAAAUUGGACAUUGUCGAUUCAUACGGAAAUAUCGAUCAAAUGAUGUUCCAAGCUCAUAUGACGAUCGCAUACGCUAGUAUGCUAUUGCAUCUCCCACGAAGUGACCUUCAACGUGUGUUGCCACAAGCGGACGAACGAUUCUGGCCUGUUACCGCGCGCAACCUAUCAUCAACGUUCACCCGCCCAAUCCACAGCAUCAAGGCCAUUGAGGCUUCGCGACGGAUUUCAGACGCCGUUUCGAUCUGUCCGAAUGUCCCCAAACAUACUCCUUUCGUAAUUCCCGCAUUAGUGCUAUGUGGGAUGAUCCAGCUAGCCACAUCCAUCAAGCAUACGGAAGAGUGUUUUGAUCACCACUAUAAUCGAGUCAUUCUAAUUCUUGGAUGCUUGAAAAGUACGAAACGAAUAUGGAGUCUAGCUGAUGCUGCCUACGAUCGCUUGCGGACUUCUGCAGCAGAAGCCCUGUCGGAUUCCAUGGAGAGAUGGAGUACAGAACCACUGAGGAAUCUCAUGCCAACGUCGUCGACUUCCAGGGAUGAAGGACAGACGAAUAGGGCCGCACGCCCAGCGACAGCACUCUCAGAGGGACAAGAUAUAUCAUUUCCGCAAGUUGUGCCCGCCUUUAUUGACCCAACUUGCUAUAAUGAUUCGUUCUUUACCCCUAUUCCGGACUUUGAUAUAAAUUGAAUCAACGAUUUUCUGGAUAUCAGUAGGCAUAGUGAGAAAUAAUUUAUGCACAUUAUACAAAGAGCUCAUUCCUUUUUUGUCUAUUUCCAG